Molecule: messenger RNA, 1687 nt
Organism: Linum tenue
Lineage: Eukaryota; Viridiplantae; Streptophyta; Magnoliopsida; Malpighiales; Linaceae
Source: the annotation of a GenBank genome assembly
AAACCCAGUUGGGAUAGAGAGAGGGAUAGUCUCACACUUCCUUUUCUUUCCACCCUUCUCCACCCUCCUCCUCCUCCUUUCAUCUCAUAGAAACACCAGUGAAAGUGAGAGAGGUUCCACAAAAUGAGGAAGCCAGAUGCCACUCCAGGAAAGAACAACAACAACAAUAAGCUGAGAAAGGGGCUUUGGUCGCCUGAGGAAGAUGACAAGCUGAUGAACUACAUGAUGAACAAUGGCCAAGGUUGCUGGAGUGAUGUUGCCAGAAAUGCUGGCCUGCAGAGGUGUGGGAAGAGCUGCCGCCUCAGGUGGAUCAAUUACCUUAGACCUGACCUCAAGAGGGGUGCAUUCUCUCCUCAGGAAGAAGAGCUCAUCAUCCAUUUGCAUUCCCUUCUUGGCAAUAGGUGGUCACAGAUAGCAGCUCGUCUGCCAGGGAGGACAGACAACGAGAUCAAGAACUUCUGGAACUCGACCAUCAAGAAGAGAAUAAAGAACAUGUCCUCCUCGACCACAACGUCGCCCAACACGAGCGACUCGUCGUCCGAGCUGCCGAGCAAAGACAGUGGAGGGCUGGUGGGCGCGGGCGGUUUCAUGUCGCCCAUGUUCAUGGACGUGGUCGUGCCAUCCCUGACGUCGACAAACUCAUCCACCUCGUCAUCGUCCAUGGCUCUGAACGCUGGCAACCACAUGAUCGACUCGUUGCAGAUCCACAUCGACCACCAUCAUCAGGGUCUGAUGAACAUGUAUGGUGGUGCGAACGGGUACUUCGGUGGUGUUGGUCAGAACGAGAUGCCUGCUCUCAGUUUCGGAGGGGAUCGGAUGAUCGGUUCGUAUGGGUUAGGGCAAGGGGGGAUGUUUGCAGGAGGAGGAGGACUUGCUAGUGGGAUGGAUAAGGAGCUUCAAGUCCCACCAUUGGAGAGCAUAAGCAUGGAGGAGAAUAAUGGUCCCAAUAACAACAUAGUCAUAAGUAGCAACUUGAACAAUAAGUACCCUUUUGUGAAUAGUAACAACAUUAAGGGGGAGAGUAACCACCACAACAACAAUAAUCAUCAUCAUAGUAACAACUUGGGAGGAGGAGGAGGGGUGAAUAACACUAAUAAUCUUGGCAACUUUUGGCAAGGAGAAGACCAACUCAAAGUUGGGGAGUGGGAUUUCGAGGAGCUCAUGAAAGAUGUUUCCUCCUUCCCCUUUCUUGACUUCCAAGUCGAAUAGUACAUCAAAAUAAGCAAGAAGAACAAGAAGAAGAAGACAAAGACCAGCUUAAGGUUGGGUGGGGCGGCUUGUAGAGUAUCCACGUACAAUUCCUUUCGAAUUACAAUUGUUUUUUUCUUUCGAGGUAUACAUAUAUUCUUAAUCGUCUCUUGUCUUUCUCUAGAAAUAUAGGAAAAGAGGCAAAGUUUUCUUUCUUUCUUUCUUGUGUAUAGUUGAGUCGUCAGAAGAUGAAAGUAAGUACUAGAUACCAAACUUUUGUUAAGGUUGUUGUAAUAAUGAUGUCGAUGGAGGUAGCACAAUGUUGUUGGUGACAUGGUACAUAUAAUCUUCAACGUUUGUGUUGUUGGUAGAAGAAUCUUGGAUGGAGAUUUGUGAAGACUUCGUGGGGGAGAGAAUAAUUAGGUUGGUUAUUGUUAGGUUCAUAUAAAGAUGUAUCAUGUGGAAAAUCGAUCAUAUGUACAAAACGUGACAAUUUUAC